Seriola aureovittata is the source of this 3361-nucleotide messenger RNA. RefSeq names its product DC-STAMP domain containing 2 (gene dcst2). Lineage: Eukaryota; Metazoa; Chordata; Actinopteri; Carangiformes; Carangidae. The coding region runs from base 1 to 2580 and encodes 859 amino acids. The record is from RefSeq and is a predicted model, not a curated record. Gene Ontology annotation, cellular component: membrane. The transcript is spliced from 16 exons.
AUGGACGCUGAAGACAGGAGAAGACACCUGAUGAAAACUGACAUCACAGUCCAGGUGGGCGGAGGAGGCGGGGCCAGACGCACCCUUAGAGGAGUCCUGAGCAGGUCAUCAGGACGCUCUCGCCUCAGCGGCUGGAGGAAGGUUAAAGGUCACCUGUUGGAGGGAGGGUGGAGCCUCGUGGCGUUCAUGUCCGGGCUGGUGUUGGCGUCUCUGUACGGCAUCACGGCUCUGUUUCUGCAGAAGCAGCCUCUGUGGUUCUGUGUGUACACCACGCUGGCCCUGGCUCUGCUGGCGGCGUUCGGUCUGGGACUGUCGGUCGGAGUCCGGGCCGACGUCACCGUGAUGCUGCCCUCGCUCUGCUCAGGUCACGGCAGGAAGUUCCUCCUCUUCCUGUUCGUCUCGGUGUUGCUGUCCGGCCCGCUCGCCAACACCUUAGAAAACACGGAGCGAGCUGCUGCCAGUCUGCUGUGUGGAGCUGAGCUGGCAGCCAAUCAGACGCAAGAACUGAUGCAGAGAGCAGCCACGCCCCUCUUCUCUGUGUUGGACAGAAUCAGACAGAUCAGCAGUAACGCUCAUGCUGUCGCAGGACGAGUCCACAACUUCAUCCAGGCUCUGAGUGACAGCGUCCAACAUGUUGCUCGCAUUCUGAGGAACGUCCUCCACUUCCUGGUGGACAUCGGGGACGUCUGUAACGCCAAACUGGGCUCUCCGUACAGGAAGUGUCGGGCGGUGUUCGCCGAGGCUCGGGCCGACUGCUCCGACCUGCUGGGAGAAGACUUCAACUUCCUGUGUGACAUCGUGGACGGCUUCCUGCCGCUCUGCAAGCUCGCCCGCGCUGCCGAGCUCUUCUGCAUCAUCCCCUCCUACAUCGCCAAACAACUGAAGAAACACCUGGCAGCUCCCACCAUCGCAGCGUUUGAGCGAAUGAAGCGCGAGUUUGAAUUCAACAUCUCGGCAUCGGUGACCUUUGACCUGGACGCCAACAGCAGCCGCUCGCUGCAGCAGGUGUCUCAGGACAUCAUGGAGGAGGUUUCAUCAGACCUGCAGGUGUUUCAGAGCCUCAGCGGAACAUUAAAGUAUGGCGGCCUCGUGCUGCUCGCCUGCUCCUUCCUGAGGGCGGUGAGGUACAGACGCAGGUAUCUCCGUGAGCUCGACUUUGACAACAUCUACAUCAGCUCUCAGUUUGAAGAGCUCGACCAACGGGUGACCUCAGGGGGCGGAGCCUCAGUCCUGCCAAUCACAAGCAGAGAGGCCAAGAUCUACAUCACACCAUUGUCGCUGCACCUGUCGAGCAGAGAGCGGCGGGUGGUAAUGAUGGGCGUGGUCUCGGUCCUCAGACACCUGGUCAUGGGGGGUCUGCUGGUGGCGCUGGACUUCCUGGUGUUCUGGAUGCUGGAUCAGGUGCACCACCAGGUGACGGGGGAUGUUGUGGCCCGAGCUCCGGUCACCGUGGCGGUGCAGGUGAACGGAUCCGGUUUCGCCUCAGACAUCUUCAGAGACCUGGUGGCUUCGUUUAACGUCCUGCAGGAAGGAAACAUCACAGUGAUCAGCAGGAAGUGUGUGGUUCAGCCGUCAGAGCCAAACUACAGCACCUGCUUCAUCCUAGGGUUCCUGCUGGGUCUGGCUCUGCUGGUCUCUCUGACCGGAGGAUUCGUCCAGCGCUGCAGACGAGUCGCCUGUUCUUCAUAUCACCCAGAGAGAGAGCUGGACAGGAUCCAGUUCCUCCGUCAGAGGAUCCUGGACCAGAGGAGGACGGAGGGGGACGCCCUGAGGAGGUCUGCAGUCCGGAGCCACGCUGACCGAGGAAGAGGAGGAGGAGGGCGUCACCUUCAGAGCCUCUUGCUGUGGUUACCUGGAGGAGUUCACCUGUCUCACCUGCUGGGUCUGUCACCAUCAGUCACCUGUCUGGCCUGUGGAGAGGAGGUGAGGUCAGAGGAGGAUGUGGUCACCUGUGACGUCCCACGGUGUUCAGGCCUGUACUGUCGGCCAUGUUUCCACAGUCUGGGAAACAUGUGUGUCGUCUGUAUGCGACCUCUGACCUUCCAGGAAGAUGGCGAGGAGGAGCUAGACUCCAGUGAUGACGAUCAGCUGACUCUGUGGUCUGCAGCUCUGAACUCGACUCACCUCACUGACCCGCGAGCCAGGAGCCUGAUGAAGAGGAGGAUCACCAUGGCAACGUGCCGAAGACUGACUGAUCUGCCUGAUGUCAGUGAAGCAGACAUGACGUACCAGGACCGACCCGAGUCAGAUGAGUCCGACGAGUCCGACAGCGACGCCUCCUUCUACUCCACUUCCUCCACAACGCCCAGCAGACACCAGGACGAUACCCUGGUCACAGUCGUCAUACACCAGCCACACUGUCCCCAGAACCCUCCAGGACCCCCCAGGACCCUCCAGAACCCUUCAGGACCCCCAAGGACCCCCCAGGACCCUUCAGAAAAACCCACAGGACUCUCCAAAACCCUCCAGAACCCCCCAGGACCCCCCCGGACCCCCCAGGACCCUCCAGAACCCCCCAGAACCCCCCAGGACCCUGAAUUAGAGCUGUGUGUUGGUUCGAGCCGAGGUUUCACUUUGUGAUUAAAGUUGUUAAAGACUGAAUCUGAAUUAUUGAACAGCCCACCCCUCCUUACUCACACAGCUUUUAUUCUGAAGGUACAAAGUCUUACAAACAUAUAUUAUUGAAGUUUAUUUUAUUAUUGAUUGUUCAGAUGAUUCAUUUGUUGACAUGGGUUUCCGUGGCGAUGAGGAGUAAAGACACAUUAGCUGACAGUUUAGUGUGUAAACAUUAAAGCCGCUCAGAGACUGAUGUGGACAGGAUGUUGUGGAGGGAAACAUUCAAACUUCUGUCGGAGCCGAGGGUGAAGAGGUGAACAGGUCCGACAGGUGGUAACUGUCACUUACCUGUUUGGAUUGUUUAACUAACGAGUCGAGGCAUUGAGGACUCAUCAGUUAGUCUGGUUAACAAGACUGAAGCAGCUGCUCAGUCACUGUUAAAGUACAACUGAGACUCUACAGUGUUUAAUGUUCCUUCACCUGUCCCUCACCUGUCCCUGUCCUCCACCUGUCCUGUACCUCCUCCACCUGCCCUCUACCUCCUCCACCUGUCCUCUACCUCCUCCACCUGUCCUGUACCUCCUCCACCUGCCCUCUACCUCCUCCACCUGCCCUCCACCUGUCCUCUACCUCCUCCACCUGUCCUGUACGUCCUCCACCUGUCCCUGUCCUCUACUUGUCCUCUACCUCCUCCGCCCGUCCUCCACCUGUCCUGUGCCUCCUCCACCUGUCCUCCACCUGUCCCCACCUCCGUGGAGGAGCCCAAACACAGAGACGAGAGGGAACACUAGACGACUCUGUGUCU